AUGUCGCUCCUAGCAGUAGGCACCUUCAACACCAACGAGCUCUUCACUGUUCGGUUCGACCCCAAAGAGGAGACUCUCGAACUGCUCGACGUCUCUGCAGCAAAGGGCAACCACUCGUGGCUAUCGACUGCAACCCUCCCCAAGACCUCAUCAAGAGAUGCUACUGCGCCAACACAUCUCUAUGCGACAUGCUGGACGCAGCCACCGAGCGUAGCAGCCUAUCGUAUUGAUCGAAGCGGACCGGGUGGUGCUCGCUUUGAGCUGCUCAAUACUGCCGAGACCGCUGCGAGGUCCGGCUAUGUCUAUGUCGGCUUCCCGGAAAAGGCGCACCAUCCUGUCCUAUACACCUGCGGCGGACCUACGGGCGAGGUGGUUGGGAUCGACUCUGAGACGGGUGCAUUCGACCUGGCGGGUACAAAGCAUAAGGCAAUCGUCUCAGCGGCAACGCCCUCGGACGGCGUCACCGGUGUCGGACCAGCAGGUCGCAUCCAGGAGAUCGACUUUGUCACGGGCGAGUGCUCGAUGCCUGGGAAGACGCUCGCUCAGACCAAGGCGCUCAAGCAGCAGGAAUCGCACUCGGAGAUUGGCAGCGAAGGAACGUCGUCAGAUACGGGCAAGCUGGACGCCUCGAACGGCAAGAACGCCAUGGACUUCGGAGGUCUUCGUCACGGCUCGCAUGGCAUUGACCUGUCACCAGACGGAACCGUCUGCUACGUUCCCGACAUCGGCCGAAACUGCGUCUGGACCAUGGACGUCGAUCCCAACAACGGUGCCCUCAGUCUCGGCGAGAAGAGCAUCGCGCCACGAAGCAACGACGGUCCGCGUCAUACCAUCUCCCAUCCCGACGGACGCUACAUCUACAGCCUGCAGGAGCACAGCUCCAUGGUCGACGUGUUUGAGCUCAUCAAGGAUGCCAGAGGCACACGGCUCGAAUGGCGCCAAGGCGUCAAGAUCAUUCCGCGGAGCGACGAAGCAGGUUUGUACUGGGCGGACGAAGUGAGGCUCUCCCACGCAACGGCCAAUUCGGACGGCGAGUAUCCGCUCUACAUGUUUGCGUCUACUCGAGGCCUCGCUUCUGGCACUAAAGGCUGGGUGGCUGUGUUCGAGCUCGAUAAAGGUGGGCUCGUGGUACCUCCACCAGGUCGCAAUGCUUCGGACGAGCUCGGCGAUGCUCUGUGUUUGUGGCAGACACCCACCUCGGGCGGCUGGGCAAAUGCGAUCGAGCCCGCGCCUACAUUCUUGCCUGGACCGAGCGGAGAUGGAAUUUAUGCUGCCCUCACCGAUAGCGAAGUGGGGGAGCUUAGGAUGCUCCGUCUCGACGUCGAACAUUCCGGCGAAACCCACCAGGUUGUCCUAAGGGAAGUGGCGACCCUCAAGCUCGGAAAUGAUGCGCAAGGUCGACUUCGAGAGGCUGCCACCGCGGUGUGGAUCUAA
Messenger RNA from Kalmanozyma brasiliensis GHG001, 1434 nucleotides. RefSeq names its product Lactonase, 7-bladed beta propeller. The coding region runs from base 1 to 1434 and encodes 477 amino acids. Lineage: Eukaryota; Fungi; Basidiomycota; Ustilaginomycetes; Ustilaginales. The transcript has a single exon. The record is from RefSeq and is a predicted model, not a curated record. Gene Ontology annotation, molecular function: protein binding; 6-phosphogluconolactonase activity.